Trichomycterus rosablanca is the source of this 6515-nucleotide messenger RNA. RefSeq names its product ligand dependent nuclear receptor corepressor-like (gene lcorl). Gene Ontology annotation, cellular component: nucleus. Gene Ontology annotation, biological process: regulation of transcription by RNA polymerase II. The record is from RefSeq and is a predicted model, not a curated record. The transcript is spliced from 8 exons. NCBI's taxonomy places the organism in Eukaryota, Metazoa, Chordata, Actinopteri, Siluriformes, Trichomycteridae. Bases 9 to 4322 code for a protein of 1437 amino acids.
CGGGCGGAAUGGCGACGCGGUGCUGCAGCGCGAGGUGUUCGGCGGAGCGGAGAGGGUUUCGGCGCGAGCUCGACUCCUGGAGGCAUAAACUUAUUCACUGCGUCGGGUUUGAGAGUAUACUGGAAGGGAUUUAUGGACCAAGACUGCUGCAGGAUCUCAGUAUAUUUGACAAUUGUGAGCCUGAAACAGCUGCGGAUUGGUCAACAGAUGUGCGCUGCUCCUUCUGUAACUUACAGCUUGACAGAAUCAGUGAACUGGACCGCUCGCCUGACUCGCCCCCUCGUGCCGAAACCCCCCCUCAGGGCCUUAACACCUCAGACACACUUCAGUGCCAAGCAGACCGAUUCCUGCAUGCAGUCUUGCACAAAAAAGAAUUCCCUGAGAGCUUCGACCCCAUAAUUCCACUGGCUGCACAGGAGUUGAUGAGGAAAAUGAUUCGCCAGUUUGCUGUCGAAUAUGCGCAUAAAAUCCAGACAGCCGAAAACCAGAAUGUACUCGCUCCCACAGAACCAGACGGACCACUGGACCUUACGCUCAGCCGUAACACUAACUGCGCACAACAAGACGGCGUUUUGGACCUCUCAAAGAAAAACACAUCGUCUCUGGACACACUUGUGCAACAAAGACUAUCAGGCUGUUUGUGGGUGGACAGAGACAAGGACAAGAUGAAGGAAAAAGGGCAGAAGUGGAAGAGUAACGUCCUCGAGGAAGUGAUGACAGCACUUUGUUCUCAUCACAGAGUCCUGCUCUUACACAUCCUCCAAGAAAUGAGAUCGCUCAUCCCGAGGGACGAGCGGGUGCUGACGGUGACUCUGAGGGACAAGCGCCGGACAGGAGCGACUCCCACUGAUGAACGCGGGCCAGUGGCGCAUCCGAGAGCCGAACGUGCUCACUGCUGCCGCACAGAGGAAUCGGUAUGUAUGCUGACUAGCUGUACUGCGAGCAGCCGUUCGUGUAUGUGCAGACUUGCCGUCUGCACGCUCCACUCCAUGUGUGUGAAAAGCUGCGCGCUUGGUUGCGUCUCCGGGGUGGUCCAGGCAAGCUGCCGUGUUCAACGUCAGAUACUUAAACGCCAGCACAGCAGUGAUGUCGCACAUGCCGCGGAGACAUCCACGCCCCCUCUGUCGGUGAAACCAGCAGACGUCGAAUGUAAGCCGGGCUACCAUGAUCUGGAUAUGCACAAGGUGAACAGAUGCUCAGCGAGCGUACAACCUUCAUCGCUUCACCCUCACGAAACUCACUCCAACAAGCCUGAGUGCACAAACACUCCUCAAGAAGAAUCGCACACUCAUCACUCAACCACUGACCAUACUCUGAAGGCCAGCACCUGCACUGAUUACACAGCUGUUGAUCUGGACCAUGCAACGAUGUCCGAAACGGCAACACAUUCUAUACAGACACCCUACGCACACAAUAAGCCUAAACCCUUUUUAGAUUCAAAGGAGCCGUCAAAACAAGAGCCGACUUUGAAAAUGUGUGACGACUCCCACCUGACUGAAAUCAUCACCACUGUCUUACACAGCAGCGAUGACAGAGACUGCGAUCUUAAGCAGCUGUUCGAGCAACACCUGGCCUCUGAGAAACAUUCACCCCUGACUCGCUCUCAGAAACGACAAGUAGUGCAACGGGCCAUAAGUAGGUCACAUGAUCAUCCCACAUCCCGCAGGCAGAGCUUACAGAUUAAACGUGACCUUGCACGACUUGAAUCCUCCACCUGUAAGAGGAAGAGAAAAACUCGAACCGCGAUAAACUCCCAGACUUCGGGCUCGCUAGCGCAAAGCCGACACACAGUCUCGGACACGCUCAGUUUGGACACAAAUAGUGAGGUACACAGUGACAUGCUUCUUCCACAGAUGGGUGAAAUCGUAAAAUCAGAGGCCCAGGCACAGAGCAUUGGACUGGCAAGGUCUCGACGGAACAUCGUCCCGCCACAGCGCUUCGUUUCCUACGUCACCAAGCAAAAGAAAAUGAUCAACACCGCCUCCCUCCUUGAGACUAACACGGCUAAUGUGACCACCACAUCGCCAAACUCUGAAAUGACCAAGCCUUUGCUUAAUGCUACAACAUCUGUUCUAUCAAACAAAAGGGAAGUCUGUGAGGACAAGGACAGUGGACGCACUUAUCCCGAACGAAGUCUGAGAUCACGGACAAGACGCUCAGACAACCCAAGUGCAUUUGGUCAUUCCUCAGAUGACAGCAUCAAGUACAUCAGUCCCAUAAAGCUCAUGCUAGUGUCCUCUGUUAAAGGUGAAAACGGUGUUAAGUAUACACUCCGUGCUGCGCAAGCAAACCCUCACGAAGGAGCAUUUGAUCCGUGCGUAGAGGCAUCAUGGGCGGGAGAUGCAAUCAAAGAAGAGACAGAUGAUGAGGCCGGACAUGAGUGUUCGGAGCAGGCGAGUGAGCGCACCGAUGUUCAGUUAUCUACAGAAGCACCCGCAAACACAGAGGAUUCCAGUGACUCCAGUGUUAACGAUACAGCAUUGACCGUUAAAAGGCGGCCAGGAAGACCCAAAAAAUUCAGACCUCUACCUGAAAAAGCAGCAAAGCGUCCUAUUGGUCGACCACCAAAACCGAAACCCACGACCUCAAGCAAAUGUGGUGAGGAAUCGAAGAAAACAAAAACAGAAGACACAUCUAGUGAAGAGGACAGCAGUAAAAAUCUAAAGAUUACCAUCACAUAUGGAAGGAGGAAAGCCCGAAGAGUGGUGUGUGAAGAUUCAGAAUCGUUACCAACAAAACAAUGCGAUAAUAGAGUACCACAUAGUCCCAGCACAAGCAAGAAUACAAAAUUGCCAUCAAAAGACAACAGUGUAAACAAAGAUCAUGAUCCAUUUGAGUUUAUUUUGGCGAUGCCGAUGGAGGACAGGAACAGUCUACACUCAAACAUCAAAUAUCCGAAGCAAAGUGACAGUACAGAGGCAAGAAGACCAGGAAGACCAGCCAAGCUCAAAAUCUCUGGAAUUUCCAUCACUGUUACCACAGUGUCCCCUCAGCACCGCAAAGUCCACAUGAAAAGAGAAGUGAAGGAAUCACAGGGACGGUCACUUGUAAGUCAGUCUGAACAAUCAGAGGAGGAGGAGGAGACAGGAAGCCAAAAUGAACACGCCUCGUUAGUCCCAGUCAGGUAUUCUAUCAGAGAAAGGCGACCAUCCAUUUAUCUGCUGAACUGCAUCGCUUCUUCACGGUCUGGUGCUUCUAAACACAGGUCACGUAAUCUACCCCUAAACAAAGCUAAUGAACCACCUCAGGAGACUGAGCCUGAAGUGACCAGCGACAGCAACAUACUGACCAACUCCACAAGCAGGGAAAGCCACCUACAGGAUGUUGUCCGGUUCUCAGCUGCGUCGGUCGAUUCGAUUUUUACGUCUGACGACAAACUGAAGUGGUGGCGGACCUCAGCUUCACCCGAGACCUUAAAGGGCGAGUUAGACAGACGGAUCAGGGUCAUGACCGAUACUUGGGUUUCAGACGCGUCACGGGUCGGCGAGUCAGGCCGGAGUAACGGUGCAGUGAGGAACCUGUUUGAACGAAACUGCAAUGCAGAAAUGCUCUGCUCAUGGUUCAUGCAGACGACCGAGACGCAAUCACUCACAAUCGUCAAAAAGACCAACACUCGUAAUUCCGGCGAGGUUUUCCAGUACAGCUCGGUUAGGUCAAGCAACAAAGCGAGCAUUUGCCCGAGCCCGCAGGCCGAGCGGCUCAGGAAGCACCUCAAGAAGUUUGCUAAAAUUGUCCCGAAGAGUCCAGCAAUGCUUCGGCAAGAGCAAGCGAGUCUCCACAACACGUGCAGGGGUUCGGCCAAACGGCAGCUGUUUUGCGUCCCGAAAAAAUCACAGUCCGAGACAUGGCGCACUUACAGAGUCACUCUGGACAGGGCAAGAUCACGAUUCAAAAUGAGGACCAGGAAAACGAAUGAAAAACCCAAAGAAAACGAAACAGGGUGCGAAGAUCUUAGUCAGUCUGCUGCCGGAUCCUUCACCCAGAAGGAUCCUCCUGCCUGGAGCACACACACACUGAAGGAGUGUAGUGUGUUUUUGAAAAAGUUAAACUCUGCAAACAAACUCCUGAUGUCUGAGAAGGGUACUGACUGUAGCGUGAGGUUAAGUGUGUCUAUGGAACAGCAGGAGCAAGAGAACAGCACAAGCAUUAAACCAGGGAAGAAAAGCAAUACACACUCUUCCUUGCCGAAGCAGUGUGAUGUCAACAGGAAACGGAAACUCUCCAGCACAAGUGAAUCUCCCCCGGCGCCUAGAAGGCAGCGAAGCAGCAGGGGGAUGAUGGCAGCCAAGUGGUCUGACUUCAUACUUGGUCCUGCCCGGUAACGACAGCGUUAAUCAAACACUCGGUGCCUUAAAAGAAUAGCCAGGAUAACAGUAAGAGUUUAUGUAGCAACAAUCUCUGACAACUUGCACUAUUUCACUGCAUUGUUUUUUGUUUUGCAUUUAUAUUGGUCAGCUCAUGACACGUUCACUUGCCUAGAGCUGUUUUUGCUGUUCUGCAAAGCAGCAAGUUCACUUUACUUUCCCAGAUGUAAAUGUAUCGGUACAAGAAAAUGUAUUUGAAGAGAUGCAUCUACUACAGUUACAAAUCAACACGUUUAACCAAGCAUUAAAAAUCACAGGUUCGUUUGUGUAUGUUUUGAAUCCACAGUGCCGUCCAGGUUCUCAAUGUUGCAAAAUCAUUUGGACUUACAUACUCUAUUCAAUUGGCAGCACGAAUUGUACCAUAAAACUACACAUGAAAUAUAUCUAAUGCUAAUAUGCAAAUUGUUACACCCCUUCAUGACAUUGUGGUAUAUGUUACAAGUGACAUAAGCCACAUGCAUCAUUUUAAACUUUAUUCUUUUGUCUUGGGUGGUGUCAACUAUCCAAACACUAUCACAGCAGCCAGUCAAUACAAAAGAAAAUUGACAGUUUAAAUACAUUUGUAAAGGUCAUAAAUUAUUUCUGCAAAUGUCCUUUUUCUGUGCCUAAAUUUAUGAAACAUUGUUUGCUCAAAAUAAAAAUAUGAAUGAAUUAAUUAAUUCCAAAGGCAGCUCCCAUUAGGGGUCAUCAGUUUUUAGGCCAAAGCUUUCUGGCGCAAACCUCUUAUUAAUCUGGGCUUGGGCCCGGCCAUAAUGGUGCUCUGAUAUGUGCCCGCUCCCCGAAUGACUAGGUUUACUUAACGCCAUGCGCCUUCUGUAUGUGUUCGCCCAGCCUGGGAUUUAAACUACUGGAACUCAGGCAUUGCUGGUACCAGCAGCAUGGCUCUUAACAUUAUUCCAAUGUUUAAUUAAGUAUUAAACAUGUGCUGGGUAAAAUAGUACAAACAACAACUAAACAACUAAUUUAGUGCUGUACAAAGACAGUUAAUAACAUGCAAUGUUGUGGCAUGGCCUCCUAAUGCUUUAUCAAUUGAUUGACUACAGCUGAUGACCUCUCUGAGCCUAUAAACACAGUUUCUUGUGUGGAGGGAAAAAAGUUAAUCUGUUACUUAAUGCUGAAAUUGGAUAGAUGGUCAGACAAAACACACUUGAGAUUAACAUAAACAUGGUCUCUAAGCUAUGCUAGCUGCCAUGCAAGAUCAGCAGUAACAAACUUCUGUUGAGCUUUAAGGUGCUGGUAUUAGAACAGGGGCGUUUGUUCUUGCGCAGCAGCCUCUAAGCCCAUGAUUUACAGACACUUGGUACGACACUUUGGGUUUCCCCCCAACCAUGACAAGAAAACACGUGCCUUUUUUACAUACCUUUUAAUGUGUGCAGUCAAUGUAGUACUAUAGACAGCAAAGUCAUAAGCUAUAGUCAAUCACAAUCACUACUGAGAACGUGAUAGGAUAGGCAAAGCAAAACGUCAUUACAGAACUACCUACAACACCAAAUUGAUAAUAUAAGUUGCUGUGUGUAUAUUUUUAACCCAGUAAAAAAACAACACAAACUGAUAUUUGCCCAAGGCUGCCAUGACAUAUUGUACACGUAGCAUUAAAUCUUCAGCUAGUCUUUUUGUAAAGUGUGUGAAUAGGUAGAUCAGUAAAGCAUUACCACAUGCGUUUUGUGUUGCACUACUUUCUGAAUGUAACCUUGUUGUCUUAAAUGCCACCACUCCUAUUUUAUUACCCAUCCCCUUUUCUCAAGAGUUAAAACUGUCAGUUUAUGUUAUUUAAUAUGUUGUUGUGAUAUCACUUUAUAGCAAAACAGAUUCAGGUAUAUCUGUUUAUAAUUUAAAUCCCUUAAUGAAGAGAGCUAGUUUAGCUACACUAGAUUACUAGUGCUUGAAGUUUCUGUUCUUUUUGCAGGUGAUUUCUAUUUGCAAUUUUAUAUAACAAACAUGAAGCAUUAAAGGGGCUUUGGGAUUAGUUUGAGACUGUUUGGUAGCAGGCUGUUUCUGUUGGGUUUAAGCAUUAUUGUUUUUGACUUGUCAAGUUACAGUGGAACUGAUGCUCUCCAUGGUGCUAAACACUGUACUGAGAUAUAAAUGUACCCAGUUAUCUUUUUUAAAUGUGAGCUGUAUCAAAUCAGAAAAAUAAAGGUGCUUCCUAAG